Panonychus citri (citrus red mite) is the source of this 1373-nucleotide messenger RNA. Its product is annotated as putative protein TPRXL. The coding region runs from base 129 to 1175 and encodes 348 amino acids. The record is from RefSeq and is a predicted model, not a curated record. The transcript has a single exon. Lineage: Eukaryota; Metazoa; Arthropoda; Arachnida; Trombidiformes; Tetranychidae.
AUUUAUUUCAUCAGAUUUUAAAAGAUUUUCUUAUUGAUAAGACUAAUUGUCAUUUUCCUUUGUGCUUUUUUUUAUCUCCAACAAGUUGGUAAAUUUUAUUCUUUUUACUUAUUAGAUUGAUUUUAUUGAUGGAGUCAAGUGGGUCUUCGAGUGCGUCAAGUGACGAUGACAGUUUCGAUGAAGAAGGACCAACAUCCUAUCAGGACUGGAGAGCGUACAUUGUGAAAACAUAUCUUAAUGGUAAAGAACCGAGGAGACAAAUUUACGAGGUUUCUGACAAUUUAUUACUUAAAGAGAGAGAAAAUGUUCUUCUACCACAAGCUCAAUCAACACCAACAUCACGUCCAAAAUCUCAGCCAUCAGCUCGUCCAUAUUCACGUCAAUUACAACACCAACAACAAUUACAACAACAAUUACAACCACCACAAUCAUUACCGUUACAAAGGAAUCCACUUAAACAUCAUUUACCAUUAGAAUCAAAUAAAUCAUCUGAUGGACAUAAUUUUAAAGCCAAAGUUGCUAAAAAAGCCAAUCAAUCAUCACCUCAAUGCUCACGGCCAGUGUCAAGCUCUUCAACUGAUUCACAAAAAGCUGAUCAUAAACGUUUUAAAAAACCUGAUAGAGAUGCUUCUGGUAAUCUAAUUACCUUUGAGACAACAUCAAACCCUUUUGCUGUUCCUAAAUCAACCACAGUUGGUAACAAUAAUUCAAAUCACAGUAAAAAUGGCAACACUUCAAUGAGCAACAAUCAUAAUAAUUUUGCCACAGUUACUUCAUCAUUGAACAAAACUACUAGUAUACAAACCUCUAAACCUUCACCACCACCACCACCUCCUCCGCCAUCAUCAUCAUCAUCAUCAUCAUCAUCACGAGUUAGUAAAGGUUCAAAUCAUCCUGAAAAUAAUAUUGUCCCAAUUGUUAAAUCAACUCCGGCGGCUCAUUUAAAGGCACGAAGUGACGUUUUCUGGACUCUUAAUUCAGCAGCGAAACUGUUACAUGUUAAAACUCAAUUAGACGAACCUUCAAAAAUAUAUUUAGACAAAUUAGUUAAAAGCAAUACAAAUUAUCAAAGCGAAAUUGCUAAACUACGUAAAGAUAAACAAGAUUUACAGAAUAUAAUCAAGAUGGUAGAGAAAGUAAUCUCUGACCCAACGGGUGCUCGUAAUUCAAGUUAAAUGGUUAAUUUAACGAGAAGAACAGAAAGAAAAAAGAUUCACAACCGAGAGAAAGAGAAAAAAAAAAUGAAACCGAGAAAAAUAAAAAAAAAGGGAAACAGUUAUUCGGUUAAUUGUUAUGUACAUUUUUACACUUUAUUGUCACAUUUUCCUUCAAAUUUUAAAGAUGCAAAAUUAAACUUACAUUAGAAAAAUUAA